Messenger RNA from Clarias gariepinus (North African catfish), 4178 nucleotides. Its product is annotated as transient receptor potential cation channel subfamily M member 4-like. Gene Ontology annotation, cellular component: membrane. Lineage: Eukaryota; Metazoa; Chordata; Actinopteri; Siluriformes; Clariidae. Gene Ontology annotation, biological process: calcium ion transmembrane transport. Gene Ontology annotation, molecular function: ligand-gated calcium channel activity; calcium-activated cation channel activity. Bases 279 to 4049 code for a protein of 1256 amino acids. The record is from RefSeq and is a predicted model, not a curated record. The transcript has 28 exons.
AUAUAGUUGUUGUGUCUAAAAUAAAUCCUAUUUAUUGUACUUGUUUUGUUUCUCGUGUACAUAUUUUGCUCGAGUAUAAAUUGUCUUUUCGUUCAGUCUAUGUUGUUAGUGAGAGUUUGGAUUGGGACACAGCCGUGACUUGAUACAGUACACUCCUUUUACGCGUUCCUCUUUCUUUUGUGUCUGCUGUAACCACACCCAGCACUCGGAGAGCUGUCAGGUGAAGGAAUGAGGUUUCUGAACAAAAACCGGACUUCCGAAGAGAAGAUCAAAGCGACAUGAAAAGGUUUUCGAGCCCGAAUAGAUUGGACAUGAUCGGUAAGGAGGCGGACGGAGUAGACGCAGUGUCCAAAUCCGAGAAAGACCAGGGCUGGAUCGCAGCUGUAAUCAAGAAAAGAGUGUGUACGACGUUUGUGGAGGAUUCCUUCAGCAAUGGUCGUCUGUGUCAGUGUGGGAGUGCGAGGGACAGCCAUACCUCAGUCUCCCUGAACGAUUACUUCAGUACGGCCAUCGUCAGUCACUGGGACCGUUCCCAACACACAUCAGAGUCUCCCACAGACGCUUUUGGAGAGGUGGAGUUUGCAGGGGGAGCCAGCAAGAGGCACAGCUAUUUUAUACGUCUUUCCUGGGAUACUCCUCCUGCUACCGUUUAUUCCCUGUUGACCAACCACUGGGGCCUGCCGUCUCCAAACCUCGUGGUUUCAGUGACUGGAGGCGUGGGGAAAACUAAGGUCAAGAGCUGGGUGCGAGAGGUUCUAAGGCAGGGAUUGGUCAGAGCAGCCCAGAGCACAGGAGCAUGGAUCUUAUCAGGCGGACUAAGGGAGGGUGUUGGCAGGUAUCUGGGGGAGGCUGUGAGGGAUCACGCUAUGGCUGCAUCCUCAGUUUCUAAAGUAGUGGCCAUAGGCAUAGCUCCAUGGGGUUCGGUCCGAAACCGAGAACAACUAAUCAACCCAGAGGGAAGUUUUCCUGCCCAUUACUUUGUUUCAAACUCAUCCAGAGACUCCUGCUUCCUGGAUAACAACUACCAGGCGUUUCUUCUUGUGGAUGAUGGAAGCGUAGGCCAUAAAUGUGUGGAGGAUGAUUUCAGAGCACGCCUGGAGAGCUACAUUUCCCGGCAGCGCACAGGAAAAUCAGGAAGUGGGAGCAUGGACAUCCCUGUGCUCUGUAUGCUGGUGUCAGGAGAGCCUUACAUGCUUGAGAGAAUGGAUCUCUCCUUAAAGAAGUCUAUCCCUUGGUUGGUCCUGGCAGGCUCUGGGGGAUUGGCUAACUUGGUAAGCGACGUCCUUGACAACACAUCAGCUGCACCAAGCCUGCCUGGGUCGGGGACAGAAGGCGAGGGCGAGGCGGCUACCAAAACAGAUUUUAGGGGAAGAGUAACGGAGAUAAUGCUGAAGCACUUUCCCUCUGAACAGGACACUGACAAACUCGUAGACAAGGUUCUGAGCAUUUGCCAAAACAAAGACCUCAUCUCAAUCUAUAAUGAAGAACAUGAGGGCUUAGACGACUUUGACACUGUGCUGCUGAAGGCUCUAGUCAGGGUGAAUAAACAGCGCCUUUCCAAUGAUGCCCCCCCUUAUACUGAGGAGCUGAGGUUGGCUGUCACAUGGAACAGAGUGGACAUCGCCAAGAGUGAGCUCUUCACAGGAAGCAUACAGUGGAGGAACGAAGACUUGGAGGGCUUCAUGACUGAUGCGCUGGUGAACAACAAGCCUCAAUUUGUACGCCUUUUUACUGAAAACGGACUGAACGUCCUGGACUAUCUUACAUAUGGCCGUCUAGAGGAGCUGUAUGAGUCAAUCUCAGAGGGCUGUCUAGCCUACACACUGCUACAGCGUUACCUCGCAGAACGUGAAAGUGCUGUCAAUACUGGCUCUUCUCGCUCCGCGGCCGGUAAUAAAAACGACACCUUCAACCCAGUCAAGAAACUGACACUUUUCGAGGUGUCUCAAGUCCUGCGAUACCUGCUAGGUGAUGUGUGCGAGCCAUUCUAUUAUGAUUGCCUGGAUCUGCAGGUUGUUGCUUCCAAACGCAAAACCUUCAAGAAAGUAUCUAUGUUAAAAUCGGAUGCUGAAUAUCGGAAACGUAAAUGUACUUACCCAUGGGCUUCGCUCUUCAUGUGGGCUGUGCUGCAGAACCGCAGUGAGAUGGCCGUUUACUUCUGGGAAAUGUGCUCAGAGUCCGUGCUGAGUGCUCUAUUUGCUUGUAAGCUGCUGAGAGUUCUCUCCAGAUUAGAGACCGAGACCGAGACCAAACACUCUAUGAAGGAACUGGCUCAGAGAUUUGAGAACUUGGCACUUGAUGUUUUCAGUAAAUGCUAUGAAAGCUGUGAGAGUCGCUCAUUCGUUCUGCUGAAGAAAAACUCUGACAUCUGGAAGGGAACUACGUGUCUGAAGAUGGCCAUGGAAGCAGAUGCUCGUCUCUUCUUCAGUCACGACGGCGUGCAGACUCUGCUGUCUCAGAUCUGGUGGGGGGAUAUGGACAGAAGCACUGAGGUAUGGAAGCUCAUCCUGACUUUGUUCGUUCCUCCACUCUGCUACACCAGCCUAAUCUCUUUCAGGGAGGUAGAAGAUCCAGAUGAGGGGAAGUCUGAGGACGACUCACAGAAAAAGGAAAUAGACUGGCUCUAUGCAGAAACCGUCUUCUCUUUCUCAGAUAUGAAACGCAUUCAGGCAAAAGGAGAUUCAUCAAGUCCUGGUAGACCAAGCAUAAAAGGUCAUCCAGUCAGGCCAGCCCGUCCCAAGUUGCCUUUUGUAUUGUCACGCUGGAGACAGUUCUGGUACGCACCGGUCACUGCUUUCCUUGGCAACGUGAUCAUGUACUUUCUCUUCCUGCUUCUGUACGCCUAUGUGCUGUUAAUGGACUUCAAGCCACCACCUCCAAAGGGUCCGUCCUUCUGGGAGCUCCUGCUGUAUUUUUGGGUGUUCACCAUAGGGUGCGAAGAUAUUCGUGAGACAUUCAUCGUGGGUACCAUGACCUUUAAGCAGAGGAUACGACAGUGUGCUCAGGAUACGUGGCGUAUGUGUGACCUGAUUGCCAUCACCCUGUUCCUUAUUGGCGUGUGCUGCAGGAUGUUCAAGGAAACAUAUUGGUUCGGCCGUGCUGCCUUGUGUCUUGACUACAUGGUGUUCACCCUCAGACUUAUUCACAUCUUUGCCAUUCAUAAGCAACUUGGGCCAAAAAUCAUCAUAGUGGGCAAAAUGAUGAAAGAUAUUUUCUUCUUUCUGUUCUUCCUUGGCGUGUGGUUACUGGCCUAUGGAGUGGCCAAUCAGGCUCUGAUCUACCCCUACGACUCAAACCCUGAUAGGAUACUUCGCCGUAUAUUUUACAGGCCGUAUUUACACAUAUAUGGACAAAUUCCUGUGGAGGAAAUAGACUCUGGAUUUCAUUGGGAUGCCAAUUGUACGAACAAUGCAACACUAAUUAAAGCAGGUGUAGAACCAUGCAGGGAUACACAUCAUAACUGGCUUGUGGUCAUCUUACUCGUCAUCUACCUUUUGGUCACCAACAUUCUGCUCGUUAAUCUACUCAUCGCCAUGUUCAGUUACACCUUCAACAAGGUGCAAGAUCGGAGUGACACCUACUGGAAGUUCCAGCGCUACAACGUAAUUGUGGGGUAUCAUAUUCGGCCGUGCCUUGCUCCACCCUUAAUCUUUAUCUCCCACUUCCACCUCUUCAUCAAGCGGAACAUCCGCAAGCUGCCAUCUGAGAAGGUGCACCAAUUUGCUAUGGAUUUAAAGCCUAAAGCUAACAACCGGCUAAUAACAUGGGAGAGCAUUCAGAAGGAAAACUUCUUAUCUGCUGAGGGAAAGAAACUAAGAGGAAGUGACACGGAGAGGCUAAAGCGCAUGUCUGUGAAAGUUGACGAUGUAGUGAAACAGACAGCUGAGAUCAGGGAUUUGGAUCGAAGAUUAAGAGCACUUGAGUCUGAGAUGGAAUUCUGUUCAUCCACACUUAUAUGGAUGGCUGAAGCUCUCUCUCAGGGCAGUGUGCUAAAAACCACUAAGCCUCCUCCCACACGGAAAGUGAACACAUUCACGACUGAAAUGUGACAAUGAUUCCCUUUUCUUCUGUCAUCACUCCUUUACCCUAAGCACACAGUGGUGUUAAAGGCAAUGCAUUCCUGUUUGUACGGUCUAUUUCAUGAGAGUGUGGCAAAGUAAACUUUGUCCUUUUCUUCA